AUGGCGCCAGGCAACUUGAGCAUUGAUGAUAACUGCGUAGCAUUUGAGUUGUUGACUGAAAGGCUUUACUCCUUCUCACCGAUGCUUGCUGCACAGAUAGUUAUAGAGACGUGGCAGGGCAACGGGGACAUGGAACAAGUCAUCAAGUAG
Messenger RNA from Uncinocarpus reesii 1704, 150 nucleotides. RefSeq lists its product as uncharacterized. NCBI's taxonomy places the organism in Eukaryota, Fungi, Ascomycota, Eurotiomycetes, Onygenales, Onygenaceae. Bases 1 to 150 code for a protein of 49 amino acids. The transcript has 2 exons. The record is from RefSeq and is a predicted model, not a curated record.